Molecule: messenger RNA, 9385 nt
Organism: Oxyura jamaicensis (ruddy duck)
Lineage: Eukaryota; Metazoa; Chordata; Aves; Anseriformes; Anatidae
Gene: GLI3
Product: GLI family zinc finger 3
Exons: 15
Coding region: 208-4935 (1575 amino acids)
Biological process (GO): regulation of transcription by RNA polymerase II; smoothened signaling pathway
Cellular component (GO): nucleus
Molecular function (GO): RNA polymerase II cis-regulatory region sequence-specific DNA binding; DNA-binding transcription factor activity, RNA polymerase II-specific
Source: RefSeq, a predicted model, not a curated record
AGGGAGGAAAAGUUAAAGUCGGGGAGGAAAACUUGGGAGGAAAGUGGAUGCUCGGCGCUUUUAGGGAGCCCUCAGGCCCGGCCCUUGACACAAUUCCUGUUCCUCCCCGCGAGCUCGCCCGCCGCCGUGCCCACUCCCAAAUCCUCACACACCACGUGAAGAGAAAAGGUAUUAGGACAAGGAGAGCUGAAGUAAUGAGAAGUCAUCAUGGAGGCGCAGUCCCAUAGCUCUACCACGACGGAGAAGAAAAAAGUGGAGAAUUCCAUCGUGAAAUGCUCCAGUCGAACAGAUGUCAGUGAGAAGGCUGUUGCCUCCAGCACAACUUCCAAUGAGGAUGAAAGUCCUGGACAGACCUAUCACAGAGAGAGAAGGAACGCAAUCACAAUGCAGCCACAAGGUGGGCAAGGCCUCAGCAAGAUCAGUGAAGAGCCUUCAACAUCUAGCGAGGAAAGGGCCUCAUUAAUAAAGAAGGAGAUCCAUGGAUCUAUAUCGCACCUUCCUGAACCUUCUGUACCUUAUCGUGGGACAUUGUUUACUAUGGACCCCAGAAAUGGUUACAUGGAUCCUCACUACCAUCCACCUCACCUCUUUCCAGCAUUCCACCCUCCUGUGCCACUUGAUGCGAGACAUCAUGAGGGACGCUAUCAUUAUGAACCGUCUCCCAUUCCUCCUCUGCACGUGCCUUCUGCCUUAUCUAGUAGCCCAACGUAUUCAGACCUUCCGUUCAUUAGAAUUUCCCCGCACAGAAAUCCCGCUGCAGCAUCAGAGUCUCCCUUCAGCACUCCUCACCCGUACAUUAAUCCGUACAUGGACUAUAUCCGGUCCCUGCACAGCAGCCCGUCCCUGUCCAUGAUCUCAGCAGCACGCGGACUCAGCCCGACAGACGCUCCACAUGCUGGCGUCAGUCCAGCUGAAUAUUAUCAUCAGAUGGCUCUGUUGGCAGGCCAGCGCAGCCCGUAUGCAGACAUCAUUCCUUCCGCUGCCACUGCUGGAGCUGGUGCUCUUCAUAUGGAGUAUCUUCAUGCCAUGGAUAGCGCCAGGUUUCCGAGUCCGAGAUUGUCAGCUAGACCAAGCCGAAAGCGUACGUUGUCCAUAUCCCCCCUAUCUGAUCACAGCUUUGACCUUCAGACCAUGAUACGGACAUCUCCAAAUUCCUUGGUCACAAUUCUCAAUAAUUCUCGUAGCAGUUCCUCUGCCAGUGGUUCUUAUGGCCACUUAUCUGCAAGUGCAAUCAGCCCUGCUCUGAGUUUCACAUACCCUCCUACACCAGUAUCCCUCCAGCAAAUGCAUCAGCAAAUUAUAAGUCGUCAGCAAACCCUGGGUUCAGCCUUUGGACACAGCCCUCCUCUCAUCCAUCCUGCUCCAACUUUUCCUACCCAGAGACCUAUCCCUGGCAUCCCCAGUGUCCUGAACCCUGUCCAGGUCAGCUCUGGCCCUUCUGAGUCCACACAGCAGAACAAACCCACAAGCGAGUCUGCAGUGAGCAGCACUGGAGAUCCAAUGCACAACAAGCGCUCCAAGAUAAAGCCCGAUGAGGACCUCCCCAGCCCGGGCGCAGGAAGCAUGCAGGAACAGCCAGAAGGAAUGACCCUGGUAAAGGAGGAAGGGGACAAAGAUGAAAGCAAACAGGAGCCUGAAGUGGUCUAUGAGACAAACUGCCAUUGGGAAGGCUGUUCCCGGGAGUUUGACACGCAGGAACAGCUAGUGCAUCAUAUAAACAAUGACCAUAUACAUGGUGAGAAGAAAGAGUUUGUGUGCCGAUGGCUGGACUGUUCCCGGGAGCAGAAACCAUUCAAAGCCCAGUAUAUGCUGGUGGUCCACAUGAGGAGACAUACAGGGGAAAAGCCACACAAAUGCACUUUUGAAGGGUGUACGAAGGCCUACUCCAGACUAGAAAACUUGAAAACACACUUGAGAUCUCACACUGGAGAGAAACCAUAUGUGUGUGAACAUGAAGGCUGCAACAAAGCCUUCUCCAAUGCAUCCGACAGGGCCAAGCACCAAAACAGGACUCAUUCCAAUGAGAAACCGUAUGUUUGCAAGAUCCCAGGCUGCACAAAGCGCUACACAGACCCCAGUUCUCUCCGGAAACACGUGAAGACCGUGCAUGGCCCCGAGGCACAUGUCACCAAGAAGCAGCGGGGAGAUAUCCACCCGAGACCUCCGCCACCCAGAGACCCAGGCAGCCACUCUCAGACACGAUCACCGGGCCAGCAGACUCAGGGUGCAAUUGGUGAGCAGAAGGACCUCAGCAACACUACCUCAAAGCGCGAAGAAUGCCUCCAAGUAAAAGCGGUCAAGGCAGAAAAACCAAUGACAUCUCAGCCAAGCCCUGGUGGUCAGUCUACAUGCAGCAGCGAACAGUCCCCCAUCAGCAACUAUUCCAACAAUGGGAUCGAGCUUACUCUGACCGGUGGCGGUAGUGUAGGAGACCUCAGUGUCAUCGAUGAAACCCCCAUCAUGGACUCUACCAUUUCCACAGCCACCACAGCACUUGGCUUACAGGCCAGGAGGAAUAUGACAGGGACCAAAUGGAUGGAGCAAGUGAAAUUUGAAAGGUUGAAACAAGUUAAUGGAGUGCUUCCAAGACUGAACCCCGUUCCACCUUCCAAAGCCCCAACCUUGCCGCCUCUCAUAGGAAAUGGUACCCAAUCAAACAGCAGCUGCAGUGUAGGAGGAUCCAUGACUAUUCUGCCAAACAGGAAUGAUCUUUCAAGUACGGACAUCACUGUGUUGAACAUGCUGAACAGGAGGGACAGCAAUACUAGCACAAUCAGUUCAGCCUACUUGAGCAGCCGCAGGUCCUCUGGAAUCUCACCUUGCUUCUCCAGCCGGAGGUCCAGCGACGCCUCGCAGGCUGAGGGAAGACCACAGAAUGUGAGUGUUGCAGACUCCUAUGACCCCAUCUCGACAGAUGCCUCCCGGCGCUCCAGUGAAGCAAGCCAGUGUGAUGACCUACCGAGCCUUCUCAGCCUCACCCCAGCCCAGCAAUACAGGCUGAAAGCUAAAUAUGCAGCAGCUACUGGUGGACCCCCACCAACUCCACUGCCUAACAUGGAGAGGAUGAGCCUCAAAACAAGGAUGGCACUCUUGGGUGACUGCAGGGAAUCUGGAGUAUCUCCCCUGCCUCCAGUGAAUGCCCCUCGAAGAUGUAGUGAUGGUGGGGCAAAUGGUUACAGCAGGAGGCAUUUUUUGUCUCAUGAUGCUCUAGGAAAUGGGACAAGGAGAGCUAGUGAUCCACUAAGAAUGGUCUCCGAUAACCUCUCUGUCCCUAGAGUCCAGCGUUUCAACAGUCUUAAUAGCUUUAACCCUCCUGCUUUGCCUCCAUCCAUGGAAAAGCGCAACCUCGUUCUUCAGAACUAUACACGUUCUGAGGGUGGCGUCUUCCGUGGCUUCAGCUCCCCCUGUCCUCCGAGCAUCAGUGAAAACGUCGCCCUGGAGGCUGCUACCAUGGAAGCGGGUGGCAGUUUGAAUGAUGAGGAUCUCCUGCCAGAUGAUGUGGUUCAGUACCUGAAUUCCCAGAACCAGGGCAUGUACGACCACUUGUUGAACAAUGUCCUAGACAGCAACAAAAUGCAUCAUGGCACAGUGUUAGGAAAUACCAAUCCCAACAACUUUGACCAAGCCCCUCCAACAAGCAGUCAAUCUGCCGGUUCUGAGGCAAACAAGAGUGACUUGCCCAUUCAGUGGAAUGAAGUAAGCUCAGGAAGUUCUGACUUAUCUCCUUCAAAACUGAAAUGCAGUCAGCGCUCAGCAGUGCAGCAGACUCGGGCCUUUGGACUGUAUAACAAUAUGAUGAUUCAGCAGCAGAACCUGGAGAGAAGCAAUGUGGCCCAGCAAAACAGCUAUCAGAACCUGAUGGAAAACAAUGGUUCCUAUAGUUUACAGCAGAACACAGUCCUUGGCAGCGGAGCCAGUAAUUCUUUCGGCAUGCAGCUCAAUAAGUCUUACAGUGAAAGCAUCAGCAGGCAACCAAUGAUUUCUGGGGCAAUGGACAAUUCCUGUGGCAUGGCAAUUCAAGGGCAGAAGCUGAGAAGCAGCAACAUGCCAGUGAGUGGGAACCAGCAAAACUUUGGACAUCCUAUGGCUUCCAGUGAUCAAACCACCAGUAUGGCAAAUGGGAUGCAGAACAGGAAUAUGAUGGAGCAGGAAUAUUUGCAAAGCCAACCGGUUGGAGAUGGAAUUCAUUACCAGGGAGUCAAUCAAUCCGAUCAGAUGAUGCUAGGGCAGGUUAGUCCUACCUCACAAAGCAGCCUUUAUCAAGGGCCACAGAGUUGUCCACCGGUAUCUCACACCAUUGGUAGCCAGCCUUCAGGUUCGUUGGUGGCCAAGAGUUACCAGCCAUGUGCUAAUUACAGUGGCAACAGACGGCAAAAUGCAUUGAGGAACAACCUGAUACAACAGCAGGGACAUAUAAGUGAUGGCAACCAGACGUACAGGGUAAACACCAUUAAGAUGGAGAUGCAAGGUCAAUCACAGCAGUUCUGCUCUAACAUGCAGAAUUACUCUGGUCAGUUAUAUGACCAAACCACGGGCUUUAGCCACCAAGCUAUGAAAACCAGUUCUUUCUUUGUUUCAGAAGCUAACUGCCUGCUGCAGGGGACUGCUACUGCAAACUCAUCCGAGCUUCUUUCCCCGGGGGCUAACCAAGUAUCAAGCACAGUUGACAGCCUUGACAACAACAGCCUAGAGGGUGUGCAGAUUGAUUUUGAUGCUAUCAUAGAUGAUGGGGACCAUGUCAGCUUAAUUUCAGGAGCCUUGAGCCCGAGCAUCAUUCAGAAUCUCUCCCGCAAUUCCUCACGCCUCACCACUCCCCGAGCGUCUCUUACAUUCCCAGCUAUGCCCGUAAGCACAACCAACAUGGCUAUUGGGGACAUGAGUUCUUUGUUGACCUCACUUGCAGAAGAAAGCAAGUUUCUUGCUGUUAUGCAAUAGACAUGAAAAAAAACAAACAAAAAACCUUAGGAGAUAACAGAUGAAAAAAGACUCAUAUUUUUUAGUUGUGUAUGUAUUUUAGCAAUCUCAUCUCACCUAAAUGGGAUGUAUUUCAAGUAUAUUCCUUUUAUGGAAUAAGGACUCUGAAAACCCUAAAGUGUUCUAGGGAGAAACUGUCUUCCAUUUCAGUUUUGAAUCAGUAUUGCUACACCCAUUCCCCCACCUCUCUCUCGCCUCUCUCUCUUGCUCCCUUUUUGAAUGUUUGUACGCUUCCUUUUUAUUUUUUUUUAAUUGUAAGCCAAUGUAAAAGUGUGAUGUGCAUGUUUUUGUUUUGUUUGUUUAUUUUUUUUAAAAGAAAGGUCUGAUGAAACGACUUAAUUUUCUGUUCCACAAAAGAAACUUGACCUUUUAAACUGUUGUGAUUUCUCCCCUAUACAUACAGGCACAAAAUAAACUGGCACAAUGUAAAGUGAAAAUAAAGUGAGGAAAUCCCCUCUGGAUGCAUUGGAUACAUCACACUGAGGUGGAAAACCAAUUUAGAAAUGCACUGCCAUGGUACCCGCGAGCUGUAGUUUGAGGAGCACAUGAAAUAUGAGGUUAAAGCAAAUAAGAAAUAUAAAACCAUCAGCCCUUUGAUCCCUAGCAAAUGUUUAAGGUUUUUGUAAACACAUGUGUAGAUAGAUGUCACUGCCUUGCACAAUGAUACUCAGACUGUGUCGUGUGUACUUAACCUAUCUCAGAGGAGGGAGAGGACCAGAAAGCUACUCUUAGUAGAACUCUUUUUUUUUUUUCCAGCUUUCUCAUUUUUAAAUGACUGGAUAGUAAAAUUACAAGCCUUUUCUGUGUUUUGAGUAGUCUGUAAUCCCUUCUUUGCACACUACAUCGGUGGAGAGAUGUUCAGGAUCUCAUAAUGGAUUAUUUCAUAUAAUGAAAUAAUGAAACUCCAGUAUUCCAUGCUGGGAGUUGUUUUUUGUUUGCUGGUUUGUUUUUAAAUACAAAUUGUAGAAACAUAAUGUACUGAGCCACUAGUUCUCAUUCGUAGCAGCUAUUCCUUUGCCAAAAGAAUUGUCUUGUACAUCGCUUCUAGCACAUACAGCUUCAUAGAUGGAUCGUGUUUUUUGAAAUAAGUAAAUGUCCAUUGAUAUAAUACACAGUUACAGCUUCAAAAGCAUCAUGGUGUUGGCAUGUAAAACCAAUAGAAAAAUAAUGGCCCUGUUCUCAGACUAGCCAAGUAAGUCAAAGUGAUUACAAGCAAUCUGAUAAUCUUCAAUGUUUUUCCAGUGUAUCCAGGCCUUUCAAAAUUAAAAGAUUUAAAACUGCCAUUAAAAAUAGCAAAGAAACAAGCUGAAUGGCAAGUUUGGCUGGUAACUCAUCAAAACUAAAAAAUGCCAAACCAGUUGUCUACACCUGGUGAAAUUAAUGUGCAUUUCAAUUCAAGGCAGAUCCAGUGGGUCAAUGCCUAUGCUCAGCUAAACCAGCAAAAAUUGGACUUAAUGCCCUGUGGUCGUGAAGUUAUUCCCUGAUAAAGGUGGAUGGAAUUUACUCCAUAACAGCUGUCUCUUGUAGCACAUUUUUAUCUGUGUUGUGCCCCUGAUUUGUGCCACUGUGCUCCUGAGUAAAUAGGUUGGGAUGGAGAACAUGGACAAGAGCAAGGUUUAAAUUCACCCAUUCCUAGAAGCUGCACUGAAGUCCAGCCCUCACAGUCUUCUCAGUUAAGACCUAAUAUUUAAAUCCUGCUGGGGGAUGCAAAUGGUGCUGGCACUUACACUCAUGGAUCUGGUGUAUGUAGGGAGUUGUAGACUUAUGAUGAGGAGGGGUAAUUUGGUCAUUUUGGACUACAGAUAUCUAUUAGCCUGGUCAGAAUUAGUAAUAGCACCAGAGGGUGACACUUACAGCCUAGAAGGCCAUAGCACUCAUUUUAUGACUGUAGAAAAAAGGGUGAAAUGCCAGCUUGUUCAGGGCAUAGAAUUUGAGGAAUGUGUAGGAAUGCAACCUAAGUAAAGCUGUCUGAUAACAUAGAUCUAUUAACAGCUAUUAAAAUCAGAGGAAGAAGCUGUAAAUCAGAAAUAAAACAUCAUGGAAAUCUACUAAAAGUGAGCUGGAAUGUCAGAGAUCAAUACAAAUAAAGAAAAAAAAUCCCUCAAUAUUCUACAACUUUUAUCAGCAGUCUGCUCCUGUCUUUCUCCAUAUCCUUGGCAAGGAUUUGUUCCCUUAUCUGCAUUAUGCACAUGUAUUCCCUCCUUUUGUGCUCUCUGCCCAUUGCUGGUUCCCCUCCUGACCUUCCUGACCAUCAUCAGCUUGGACAGCCCUUCUGUAGAGGUCCCCAGCCUGCAAUUGGGAAUGGGGCAGAGUUCAUCAUGGCAAAUGGUUGUUUGGAUGGAGGGGUGCUUCAGUGGCCACGCUUUACCUUGCAGCACACACCCCUGCUGAGAAACAGCAUUAUAGACAUUAGGAAAGGCUGUGCUCUCAUCAGCUGGAAGUAUUUCAGAUGGUUCUCGGUAACCAAUCGCUGGCUGCUUAUUAAGCCAUCAAUUACAUGUUUAUAAACAAUUUCAACAAGAAGACUUAUGACUGGGAGUAGGUGGCUUGGGAGAGAAGCCUUUUAUUGUUAUAGAGCCAAUACAUUAAAAAAGAGAAGGUUUUUUUUUUUUUUUUUUUUUUUUUUUAAACUCAAUUUUCCAGUUCAUAAUUGUAUUUGCUGGUACAGUUGAAGCUGGGAAGCUAUUAACACAUGUGAUCCAUCAGAGCUUAGAAGGAUCCAUUCACAUUGCUUAGGGCUAAAAGGGAUUGUUUGAGUAGCUAAUUUGCCUUCCUGGAUUUGACAAACCUUUGUCACUCACUUACCCCUGUCUCGGGCCAACAGUGUGUCUUGGCCUAAACCACAUGUUCCAGAAAGGCAUCCAGUUUUCAUUUGGAGAUGUCAAAGAAACAGAGACUCCACCAUAUCCCCAGAGAGUUUGUACAAAUGCUUUAUCAUUUUCACCGUAAGCAUAUGUGCCAUUUUUCAUGUGUAAAGGUAUCACUUCUCAGCUUUUAGUAUCUUCUUGUGCUUUUCUCUUUGAUGCUAAAGCGGUUGUUUUGAUACUUGUGCAGGUCAGCAUCCUAGGCCAGCUAUCUUGGGUUUUGGUUUUGUUUUGAUAGAGUAGACCGGGAGAGCAUGGCAGCAUUAGGCUUGAGACCGGUUUUAAGUUGUUAACCACCUUCUGGGCAUGUGUUAGUCUGGAGAAAGUCUCACUAACAUCACUCAGGUUUACUAGCACAGUUCUACUACUCUUCUUCCAGUUACAGAGCUGGAGCUUGCCUUUAUGCAUCUGGCACAUCAAGUGGCAUUACCAUGGCAGUUGGAAGCCCACUAUUCACCCUAGUGUACUAGAACAUGCAGAACAUGCAGGUUUUCUCCUUUUUUUUUUUUUUUGGGGGGGGGGGGGGUGUUAGGGCUUGGAUGGUGAUUUUCCUGUUUUUUAAAGCAUUGCAGUGGGCACAGACUGAAUCUAAAUCCCCCUUUCUUCUAAUAGCUAUUUGGGAAUCUUCCAGAUCCAUUACUCUUGGCCUUGGGCACAUCCACCUCACUCACAUUUUUCCAGGCAUUUUUGCUUUCCACAAAGUGGGAGCCACCAGGGAGAGCUCAUUCAUAAGGAAAGGUAUUUUUGCAGAGAAGUCAGCGGGCUUCCAGAUCAGGUUUGCUGGUAAGUACUAUGGUUUAGUGCAUCCACACGGCAGAUUCUCUCCUGAGAGAAUGGUCCCAAAUGGUACGUGCAUUAAAAUGCUGGCUUGCUUUCUUGCUUCCAGUCAUUCUACCCUCCCCUCCCUCUCUCGAUGAAAUGGCAGGUCAGCUCGCCCACACGCGUUGCGCAAUGGCUCAUCCUUCUGAACAACAGUGUUUAUAUUCUCGCAAUGUAUGUGCCUUAUUUUGUGUUAUCUUCUAACAGAGAGGGACCAAGAUACGUUGCCAAAUAGUCACAAGGAGGCUGUACUCUCUAUUCAGCUAAUAGCACAUACCACUGUUAAUAGUGUCUGAAGUGUCUUGUAAACCUCUGGUAUCACGUGUUACUGUCCUUGGAUUGAUAGAACGUCUUCUAUUGAAAAGUUACUGUUGUCAGUUCUGCAGAUGUGUAACAUAAAAAUGUGUUUCUUUUUCACUUUUUUUAGUUCCUUUUUUUUUUUUAUAAAGCUUGUAAUCCUUUUUUUUAAAAAAAAAAAAGUGUAAAUACAUUUACGUACAGUAGGAAUAGUGUUUGGCUGUAACAGGCCUUAGUGGUCUUCAUUUGAUAAACCUGCAGUUAUGAUCUGAUGUUUCUCGAGCCUUAGGUUGAUCUGAAGGGUCUGUAGCACUGUGUACAUAUAAACUGUACUUCUGCUUUCAGAACCACUUAGCUCUUUUGUAACAAAGAAAAAAAAUGUUUCUUACAAUGUCAAUAAAAACACAAAAGCCUUUGUACUUAAGUUCUUA